CUGUUCAUGAUCACCGUUGUCGUGAAAGUCUUGGGGACUGGCAUGGCAAGGUGGCCUAGGCCUAGUAAUUUAUAUUUAUUUACCUUAUUUAUUUUAGUCUUUUUUGGUGGUAGUAGAAGAUGGCUGCAAGUAGUUCUAUAAAAUGCAUAAUCAAAAAGCCCGUAGAAGUGAAAAUAUCUGAUACAAAGUCAAGUUUAUGCAGUGGAUUGUCGAUAGUAGAUGUAACGUUUCCAAAUCAUUCAGAAAAGGGCAUCUGCCAGCUUGGAACUAUCUCGUUCAAGAAUGUCUACACAGCCUUUGUGACAAUCAAAAUAAAAAGUAGUGAACUAAAUGGUAAAUGGAGAACAUGUUUGCAUCGUUACCAGUUAAUGAAAUCAGCUCACUGUGAAAGUGGUAGUCAAGAUCAUUUCACCAUAUCUUCUUCACAGAUGUUGUUUGUGCCACAAAGCAUCACAGCUAUAAGGUUGGUUCUCCAACAGCCCUCUUUCUUGUGGAAUCAUUUUGGAAUUGAACAAAUUUCCAUAGAAACACCAUCACAAGCAGAGUCUGGCCAAAAAAAAUCUAUUUCAAAAUGGCUUGAACAGCAUCUGACCUCAAAUUCUGCAGCCAGAAAAAAAAUUGAGAAUGUUGAAGUUGAUAGCAUAUCUGAAGGACUUCAUCGGCUAUGGGCUUUAACUGAGACAGUCAAAGCACGACAAACCUCUUCCACACUUGGAAGAUACGAUGUUGAUGAUAGCUAUGAUAUCAACCUGUUAUCAUACACUUGAUGAGCGUGCUAGCUGCGAGAAAAACAAAGAUCUACCAUGGUCCACUCAUCUUCAAAGACAUCAAUGUUUACCGGUAUUGUCAAAGUGAAGUCGGCGCUGAAAUCAACAUUUACUUUGAACAGCACAAGCGUUGAGUUGCUGUGCGAAGGUUUAGUUGCAUUCGUUGCUGCGAGGAACAGUUCUGAUUGGAAAGAAAUCAUUUUCGGCUGAAUGUUCCUCACGUUACACAAUAUAACAUUCUCAUUUUGACUUGGAUGCGCAUCAACAUAUCUAUCCUUCCAGAUCCAAAUCGUCAACUGUCGGCUGAAUGCUAAAAAUAAAAAAUGAGUCUCUGUUCCUUGAUCAUCAGUUAAAACAUCUGAAAAUCCAUACCUGAAAUUCUGGUGUUCAGAAAUCUGGUCGUAGAACGUUUGAAUAUCAGUAAUUUUUGCUUGCUCUGGUGUCUUCAAUUUGCAAUCACUUCCAACCUCUACAAGAUGCACUUUCUGUUCCGUAAACACGAGAAGUUCCCUCCCUAUUUUGAUUGCGCCAAUUGCAUCUGAGGGCUCCGAAUCGUUUGAAACGAGAUAAAGAUCAGUUCCAUCGAAUCGCAUGAUAAUGCUGGGAGUUUCGGAUCCUGUGUUAUAGCUGCCAGUUAUAAAUACACACUGGAACUCUUUUUUUUGAACUACUUCAAGUUGCCUUUGAGCUUGGUAUGGUAUGGUUACACUUAAUUUCUUUGUCAUGUUACCAUCAAAAUCAUGCACCAUUAGUACGUCUGAAAAGAAUUACAUAGUGUAAAAUUUAGAGGUAGAACAUUCAAGUAAUUUAGCAUAUUUUCAAGUUCAUCGGGCAAUUUGCUUAUUUUAAUCAACUGUAAAUAUAUUUUGUAAAUAAAAGGAGAAGUAUUUGAAAA
Anneissia japonica is the source of this 1662-nucleotide messenger RNA. Its product is annotated as nicolin-1-like. The record is from RefSeq and is a predicted model, not a curated record. Lineage: Eukaryota; Metazoa; Echinodermata; Crinoidea; Comatulida; Comatulidae. The transcript is spliced from 8 exons. Bases 120 to 767 code for a protein of 215 amino acids. Gene Ontology annotation, cellular component: nucleoplasm.